AUGAGGUUGACAGCCUCCUUGGACGACACUGAAUCGAUCGCAAUGCUGACAGCCAGAGGUUUGGUCAAGUGCCCUCACACAACAUGUGGCUAUUUCUUGACCACUCUCAUACCCCCGCCACGCCAUUUGGAAUAUAAGCAUCGAUGUUUUGAUCCUGGAAGUUGUCCAGGCUGUAUUGGUCCAAUUAAACAAGAUGAGCCCAAGAAGUAUGAAUGUAAGCAUGAGUGCACCAAGGACUACAACGACAAGGAGUCCAUGUUUGAACACUGCAAGGCCCUACAUGGAUGCAAUCACACAUAUGGAGCAUGCCCAAACACUCGAGCAUACCGUUGUCUCCGAUUCUAUGCCCCUCCCGGCGACACCCAAUCAGUCAAGAGGUUCCUUGACGACCGUUUCGUCGGGUGUGAUCAUUCAGAGUGCAUCUACUUCUUCAAGAGUGUAGCCUCCAAGAAGCUACACAUGAAGCUAAUGCACAAGUGUUCCGAUCCACAACGAUGCAAGGGUUGUCAGGAGGGAGGCAUGUUUGUCGAUGGUCCCAACAUUGUCCUUUCAAGAGUGGUCAUCAGUGGAACAGUGUUACCAAAACUUAAUCCACCCUCGAGGAAGAAGAUCAGGACAACGACAUCCAACAACAGCAGCAAUCAGCAGAACAACAUUGACAUGUGGAGCGAGGGCACGUUCAAUGUCAUCAAAUGUCCACACGUUGGAUGUGAGGAGUAUGGCCAGCCAAGAAUGAUCAACCAACAUCUUCGACUGCCACACAAAUGUCCAGUGUCACAACAACAACAACAUUGUGAUGGUUGCAAGUUGUCUCGUAACUGUGAUCAUCAACAUGAUUGGUUGCUCGUAUGA
Molecule: messenger RNA, 852 nt
Organism: Acytostelium subglobosum LB1
Lineage: Eukaryota; Evosea; Eumycetozoa; Acytosteliales; Acytosteliaceae
Exons: 1
Coding region: 1-852 (283 amino acids)
Source: RefSeq, a predicted model, not a curated record